Molecule: messenger RNA, 904 nt
Organism: Poeciliopsis prolifica (blackstripe livebearer)
Lineage: Eukaryota; Metazoa; Chordata; Actinopteri; Cyprinodontiformes; Poeciliidae
Product: late histone H2A.2.2-like
Exons: 2
Coding region: 58-474 (138 amino acids)
Cellular component (GO): nucleosome
Molecular function (GO): DNA binding; protein heterodimerization activity; structural constituent of chromatin
Source: RefSeq, a predicted model, not a curated record
CUGUAGUUGAGCUCUCCUGUUGAAGUGUUCCUGCUGAGUGUGUGAGUUGGCCUAACGAUGUCUGGCCGAGGAAAGAAAGCUGCAUUCAACCCAAAAUCUACAGUGUCCCGUUCCUCCAGAGCAGGACUCACUUUCCCAGUGGGCCGCAUUCAAAGGCUGCUCAGAAACGGCAAUUACGCAGCGAGGAUUGGCGUCGGCUCUGCUGUGUACCUCUCGGCCGUCCUGGAAUAUCUCUGCGCUGAAAUCCUGGAGCUGGCUGGAAACGCCAGCCGUGACAACAAGAAGCAGCGCAUUGCGCCGCGCCACAUCUUGCUGGCUGUGAAGAACGACGAGGAGCUCAAGAACCUACUGGCAGAGGUCACCAUCUCGGACGGUGGGGUGGUGCCAAACAUUCAUGCAGCCCUCCUACCAAAGAAGACCUCAGGUCCAAGGGAAGGUGCAACUGCCAAAGAUGUCCUUUCUCAAGAAUCUUAAUUGUGGCAGACAGGAAGUUUGUUUUAAAUCAAAUUUGUAAUGCUCUAAAACUUUAUACUUUAACUUAUUAAAGCUUAAUUUGUAUUAAACUUCAGUUUGAAGUGCUAUUAACUCUGACCUAGGAAAUGACUCAAGCUAGUGACACAAGCGCCCUAAUAUAAUCCAGACCACAGUGAGGUGCACAGUGUUCAGAAACUUGAAGGAUUCUUAAUGUGUUAUGGUAUGAUCGGCUCGAGUUCAUACACCCUCCAUCCAUGGGAGGCGGUGUGCCUGUUGAACGGUGCUACAGCUAACCUUGUGAAAAGUUGACUAGGGCACAGACUUCUUAUGAAGUCUGGAGCUGCUGCAUUAAGCACUGCAGAGCGCCAGGGUUUGAGCUACAGAAAGAAGAUUGCUCAGUGGAUAAAUUUGGGUGGAAGGCUAUUGUGUG